UUCUGCCCUUGCUUGUGAUGUAAAUAUCAAAUAUACCGCUCUCCUUUUCUCAUUAUUUUUCGCGACUCCUUCGAUCUACCUCGGGUGCUUGCUUCAGGGGCGGAGGAUCUCUCUCUCUCUUUCUUUCUCGCUCUCCGUCUGCCUUGGAGCAAAUCCUAAGGCCCAUAGUCUCCAUAAUAUUUAGGGAAGAUGGGUCGCGGAGUCAGCAGUGGAGGUGGACAGAGUUCACUUGGUUACCUAUUUGGUGGUGGUGAAGCCCCCAAGCCUGCAGCGACCAGCCAUAAUCCACCUGCGCCAAAUCCCACCGUCAUUGCAAGUGAUGGACCCACCCCAAAGCCAACUGCUUCUGCCCCACAAGCUGAUGGCAAGCAGAUCCCUGCUGGAAUCCAUUCAAAUGCUUCCAAUAACUAUUUCCGAGCAGAUGGCCAGAACAGUGGAAACUUUCUUACAGAUCGACCUACCACAAAGGUCCAUGCAGCUCCUGGAGGUGGAUCUUCUCUUGGGUAUCUUUUUGGUGACGGCAGCAACUGAGGCUCAUGGCUGCAUUUGCUUCACAGCAAAAAAAAAAAAAAAAGAAGUUUGUUUCAAUUUGAUUUCGCUCUUGUUGUCUGCUUAAUCCUGCCAGAGAAGAGCACCUAAUGAACUACAAUUUGUGUCUGAUGGUGAUCUCUGAGGAACUGCUAACUUCCCCUGCAAUUUGAUUGAGAGGCACUUAUAUUGUCA
Nymphaea colorata (pocket water lily) is the source of this 723-nucleotide messenger RNA. RefSeq names its product protein SPIRAL1-like 1. The transcript has 3 exons. Gene Ontology annotation, cellular component: cortical microtubule, transverse to long axis. The record is from RefSeq and is a predicted model, not a curated record. Bases 190 to 531 code for a protein of 113 amino acids. Gene Ontology annotation, biological process: cortical microtubule organization. NCBI's taxonomy places the organism in Eukaryota, Viridiplantae, Streptophyta, Magnoliopsida, Nymphaeales, Nymphaeaceae.